AUGAUUUCAAUCGAAGACUCUGACAGAAUAGCGACAACGGCGGCAGAUUAUCACAUCUCUGCUCGCGGCGCUGAAGGAUUGCUUUUACGCGAUGUUUGGGGCCCCCGAGAGAAGUCCAUGGGCAACCCGUGGAGUCCAGAAAACCCCAAUGGGACGCAAGUAGCCAUGCAUCACAUUCCUUUCGUCAAGACUUACACUACUUACACUGGACCACGAGGAUCGCACCGCCUACGCCUUGCAGCCGCGAACUUCCUAACAGACGAAUUCAAGCCCCGAAGAUCUCUUGGUAUUGACAACAUUCUCAUCACCCCAGGCCUGGCUAGUGCUAUUGAUGCACUGGCUUGGACUUUCUGCGAUGAAGGAGAUGCUAUAUUGAUUCCACAGCCAUUGUAUAACGGAUUUAUAGUCGACGCCUUGAACCGUAGUAACGUUCAGGUGAUUGGUGUUUCCUACACUGGAGUUGAAGGAUACACGACCCUUGACGAUUUGUUCGACCCUGAAGUCAACAGGAAAGCCAUAGCUAAGGCGCUUGACAGAGCCAAAAUCAACGGUAUCAAAGUCAAGGCUUUAAUAAUUUCCAACCCCCACAACCCUCUAGGAAGAUGCUACCCACCCGAGACUUUGAAAGUCUUUGCCCGGGCAUGUGGCAAGAACGACCUACACUUCAUCUCUGAUGAGAUCUAUGCCAAGUCAACAUUUCCAAAUCCGGCCAUUCGCGACGCUGUCCCUUUCCUAUCAACACUCUCUCUUGAUUUUAGCGGAAUUCUCGACUCAACUCGCCACCAUAUCCUCUACGGCGCUAGCAAGGACUUCUGCGCCAAUGGCUUACGUCUUGGACUUGUAUGUACCAGGAACGAGGGGGUUAUGGGAGCGCUAUCUAGUAUCAGUAUCUUCUCGUGGUCACCGCACCUCAUCCAGGAUGUGUGGGCUGCUAUGAUGGAAAACAAAUCCUGGCUCGCUGCGUUUACGGCGGAGAAAGCAGAGCGCAUGGUCGUCAACCACCGUAUCACAACCUCAUUUUUGCGCGAGCAUGAUAUUCGGUACUUCGACACAAAUGCUGGACUCUUUAUUUGGGUAGACCUUAGACAUAUGAUCACGUCGCCAAAGGACCCGCAGCAUCAACUCAUGCUUGACUCCUCGGACAUUGAAUCCACUUUGGAAAAGACCUGCAAACAGCGCGAGGUACAAAUCGCCGAUAUCUGCAUGAAGCAUGGAGUUUUGGUUGCACCAGGUCACGUGUAUGUGGCGGAGGAAUAUGGGUGGUUUCGGCUAACGUUCACAGUCGGCAAAGAUGCUUUGCAAGAAGGUCUGAAACGCUUUUUGGAGGCAUUGAAAGAGGCAGAAGCAUACACGCCGCAGGCCUGA
Messenger RNA from Colletotrichum paranaense, 1365 nucleotides. RefSeq lists its product as uncharacterized. Bases 1 to 1365 code for a protein of 454 amino acids. The record is from RefSeq and is a predicted model, not a curated record. Gene Ontology annotation, biological process: amino acid metabolic process; biosynthetic process. The transcript has 6 exons. Gene Ontology annotation, molecular function: pyridoxal phosphate binding; transaminase activity. NCBI's taxonomy places the organism in Eukaryota, Fungi, Ascomycota, Sordariomycetes, Glomerellales, Glomerellaceae.